Neurospora tetraspora is the source of this 1563-nucleotide messenger RNA. RefSeq lists its product as uncharacterized. The transcript has 3 exons. The record is from RefSeq and is a predicted model, not a curated record. Lineage: Eukaryota; Fungi; Ascomycota; Sordariomycetes; Sordariales; Sordariaceae. Gene Ontology annotation, cellular component: nucleus; cytoplasm; cytosol. The coding region runs from base 297 to 1391 and encodes 364 amino acids. Gene Ontology annotation, molecular function: manganese ion binding; arginase activity.
ACCGGGCUCGAGCCGGGGCAUGAGCGGCGGGAAGCCAGGCAUCUUGAAACUUCCUUGUUGGGAUGGACGAGUCGGGAAGGUAGGUAAAUAUGUCAUGCGCUGGGUUGGAGAAAAAUAUAUCCUUUCGCUUUCAGUUGUUUUUCUUUUUCUCUUCUUUCUUCUCUCCUCAACAACUUCUCGUUUCUUCAUAACCUACACUAGCCUUCUUCCAAUCUCGGCCGGCCUUGUGAGAUCUCUUUGGUUGCAUCACUAGCUCUAGCCCUCUUCUACCCCCACUGCUACCCUACCUCGGCACCAUGUCUCCCUCCCGCGUCGAUAACCAAGCAGCGGCUUAUAUAGCUGCUCCCUCGUCCACAAAGGCGCCAAUGGUCACCGAAUCAUCCUCUCCCACAAGCUCCAACAAGACCUUCGGCAUGUCUUCCCCCAUCGAGUCCAAGUUUCUCUCCCACCCAGAGGACCUCGGCAUUGUUGCCGUAGGCUUCUCCGGCGGCCAAUGCAAGCCUGGUGUCGACGCCGCCCCCUCCGCCCUUAUCGAGUCCGGUCUCCUCACCCAGCUCCGCGAAGAGCUAGGCUACAAGUUGCACGGCGAUGACGAGGUGCACCUCUACACGGACCUUGUUCCCAAGGAGGACCCGGACUACCGCAACAUGAAGAACCCGCGCGCCGUCUCCAACGUGACCAAGCGCAUUGCCGACCAGGUCUACUCGCACGCCAAGGAGGGACGCCUGGUCCUCACUCUCGGUGGCGAUCACAGCAUUGCCAUUGGCACCAUUGCCGGCUCGGCCAAGGCCAUCAGGGAGCGCCUGGGACGCGAGAUUGCCGUGAUCUGGGUCGAUGCCCACGCCGACAUCAACACCCCCGAGACCAGCGGCAGCGGUAACAUCCACGGCAUGCCCGUCAGCUUUCUCACUGGUCUGGCGCGCGAGGACAAGGAGGAGUUCUUUGGCUGGUUGAAGCCCGACAACCUCCUCAGUGUCAAGAAGCUGGUCUACAUUGGCCUCCGCGAUGUCGACCCCGGUGAGAAGCGCAUCCUGAGGGAGAACGGAAUCAAGGCGUUCAGCAUGCACGACAUUGACAAGCACGGCAUCGGUCGCGUCAUGGAGAUGGCCCUCGGCCACAUCGGCAACGACACCCCCAUCCACCUUUCGUUCGACGUCGAUGCGCUCGAUCCCACGUUCGCGCCUUCCACGGGAACCCCGGUCCGCGGCGGUCUCACUCUCCGUGAGGGCGACUUCAUCUGCGAGUGUGUGCACGAGACGGGAAGUCUUGUCGCUGUCGAUCUUGUCGAGGUCAACCCUACCUUGGCGGCUCCCAAUGACACCGGCGCACACGAGACUGUUCGCGCUGGUUGCUCUUUGGUCAGGUGCGCUCUCGGCGAAAGCCUUCUAUAAGUCGAUAUUUUUUUCCAAAGACGACAGCAGCGAUAUUCCGACGGGGUGAAGAAGGAAGGGGGCCAAUAAAGAUGGCACCCAGUACAGGAGGUCGCAGCAACGCGGCGUUUUUAUACAUAUGACAUAACAGGACAAAUAACGGCAGCAUAAUGAUGUCUCCUAUAGAUAUGGG